CAUCGACUCAUCAGGAUAAGGCUUAGAUGGGCGCUUGUUAGCCACCGCCGCGAUAACUACACUCAAUCCCAACCUCCAUCUCCUAUUUCUAUGUCUGAUAUGGCUGCUCCCGCGCCAGAACCCAGCAAGCAAAGCCUCUUGACACCAGGAUCCUCCGUACCGACGUCGGGCGCCGCCACGCCGACGGCAGCGCAGUUACAGGCUGCGCUGUCACAUCCUGCAGCGAAGGUAUCGACUGAGAGCUUCCGAUCCUCGAGAGCGAAGAUUGUGGGGAAGGACACGGGGCCGGAGGGGUACUUCCCCAUACAUAUCAAGGGCCCGGUGCAGAGGGGAUUUGGGCGAGGAGGGAAGGACCUGGGAUGUCCGACAGCCAACCUCCCGGACGAGUCCAUCACACCAUUGAGCACUGUCGCGAAGCCAGGUGUCUACUUUGGCUACGCCCAAGUGAUCCCACCCGCCGACGCUUCCUCAUCGUGGAGGAAGGAAGACAGGCAGGUGCUACCUAUGGCUAUGAGUAUGGGAUGGAACCCGUACUAUAAGAACGAGAAGCUGACCUGCGAGAUCCACAUCAUGCACGACUUCCCUACCGACUUCUACGGCUACGAGAUGCGUGCCGUGGUACUUGGGUACAUCAGGCCUGAGCUGGACUACGUCUCGAAAGAAUUACUAAUAGCAGACAUCGAGACGGACAAACAGGUCGCCAUUCAUUCGCUAGACAGACCCGCGUGGCGCUGGGAGAACUUCAGGAAAGGACCCGACGGUACUGAGUUCUUCGCUCCCGUAGACGCGUAG
Messenger RNA from Schizophyllum commune H4-8, 792 nucleotides. RefSeq names its product riboflavin kinase. NCBI's taxonomy places the organism in Eukaryota, Fungi, Basidiomycota, Agaricomycetes, Agaricales, Schizophyllaceae. Gene Ontology annotation, biological process: riboflavin biosynthetic process; FMN biosynthetic process. Gene Ontology annotation, molecular function: riboflavin kinase activity. The record is from RefSeq and is a predicted model, not a curated record. Gene Ontology annotation, cellular component: mitochondrion. The transcript has 4 exons. The coding region runs from base 91 to 792 and encodes 233 amino acids.